GCACCGGGUUGCGUAAUUGGUCGAUAAAGAGGAGAAUUUUCAAUAAUAAUGGCUUUCACGUGACUAACUAUCUCUCUGAUGAUUGCCUAUUUUGACUAUUGUUUACUUUUCUCCGUCUACUUUUCUCCUCGACUUCUUGAGGUGUUUCCUCAAGUUCUUGUUCUGUCUUUCAAUGGUUGAUGUGUUGAUGAUCGACGAAGGAAAUCCUCGAAUUUGUUGAUGUUGACAGAGGCAGUUUCUGAAUCGUCGUUUUAUUCCAGUUAUAUUUCAUUUACAGUAAAAUGUCCGCGUAAUUAAUACAGUUUAGCGUAAAUAAAGGCUUCCCAAUUAUAGACUUAUGAACAAUGUCGAAGAAUGAUGAAGUUGUUACUAGCAUAUUGGAAUAUUUUUCCACUCUGAAGAUAUUUAUUAAAGAAAUUGACAAACUAGAGACGCGUUUGACAAAAUCCAAAGGGAAUAAGAAGAGACAGAAUGAGGAUUUGGUUAUUGAGGAUAUUGUAAAUGUUGUCGAUAAGAUCCAUGAACACAAUACCAAAAUUAAAGAAAAGCUGGAUGUUCAUCCUGUUGUCAAGAAUAAGAAGAAAAAGAAAAUUAAGGAUUCUACUAAAAAUACAGUGGAUGAUAUAUGUGAAAAAGAGACCACCGAGGAUCAGAUAGAUGAACAUGAGCAAACCGAUGAAAAAGAAAUUGAUAAUGCAACUAAUGAUGAUAAUAGUUCAGAAAAAUCAGACCCACUUGAAACUACUGAAAAUGGAAAUAAAACCAAAAGCAAUGAGGCACCAACUGUAGGAGAGAAGACUGUGUCUGAUGAUGAAAAAAGGAAAGAUCUAGCUGGACAGGAAAAGUUACAUAAUGGGACAAGAAAGAGUGAGGGACAUAGUAAUGAAAGUAAAAAAAAAUCUGACAAUGAGACCUCUACCAAAAAUGAUGAACAGAGCAAAAAUAUGGAUGUUGAUGAGAAUAAUGACAGUGGUAGUGAUAGUGAUCCUCUUAGAAAAUCAAAGGCUCCUGUCCCUGGUGACAGUGACAAGAAUGAAGAUCCAAAAGCAGAAGAAUCCACUAGUUCUCCAAAGAAAGAACCUGAAGAUAUCAAACCACAAAUACGUUUGGUUGAUUUAAACAAAUUAUUGGACCCUAAACCAAAAAAAUCUGUGAAAUUUGACAGUUCUUUGAUAAUAAUCAGUUCUGAUGAAGAACACUCACCAAAACGACAGAGUAAAGAUAGCAAUGGAAAGUUGAAAUCUGCUCUAAAAAAUUCACCCACAAAUAUAAACUUGAAAGCAGAAUGCAACAUCAGUGAAAAAAUUGAAGAAGGGCUUAAAAACAAAAAAAAGGGGGGUCUCAAGGAUGAUCUAAAAGUAGUAAUUUCUAGCAGUGAUAGUGAUGAUAAAGCUGCAUGUGAUGAUAGUGAAAAUGGAAACAGAAUAAGAUCUUCCAGAAGAAUACAAAAAAAUAAAUCUAAGGUAGAAAAAAGGCAAGAAAAGCUGAAAACAAUUUUCAAGCGUAAAGGUACCAAAGACGGCAAUACUUCCUUUGAAAUUGUUGACAGUUCAAAGAAAAUCAAGCUGAAAGAAUUAAUGCUGAAAUUGUCUUCAGAAAGUUCAAACUCUGAAGCUGAUUCAGAAGAAGAUACCGAAGAGAAGACAUCAAGAAGAAAUAGAAGAAAAGGAAAGCAAUCUUCAAAUACAAAAGCAGAAAAUAAAAAUCGCAGAAAAUUGUAUGUUCCAUUGCCUAAAAUUGAAUGUGAAAAACUGAAAGAGAUUUAUUUGAGAAACAAAGAAAUAUUAGAAAUCAAAAGACUAACAUCUCUGAGUAUGCUCAAGAAGAAAAGACGACCAUCAUUGACCGAAUCAGAAAAUUCAGAUAGCAAUGGGGAUUCUGGGAAACCAACAACAAAAAAAUCAAAAAUCGCCUCAAACGCAGGAAAGAAAAAAAAGGAAUGUUUAGAUGAAAAACAUAGCUCAGAUGAUGAUGAUGAUACUCUUGCUGAGACUUUUACCAAGUCAUUGGAAAAACCACAAGAAUCUGAAAUAGAUGUUGAAAAGGCUGGCGAUGAGGUUUUAGCAGAAAUUGCAAUGGAAACGUUGGAAAAGACUGAGGAAGGUGAACAAGACGAAUCUAAGAACAGCAGCGAUUCAGAUGCUCCUUUGACAAAUAAAGAUAAAAAAGGAAAAAAGGCCAAUGAGAAAACAAGUAAACAGAAGGACGAUAAAGAAAAGGAUGUAGAAAAAGAAGAUACCAAAGAAAAGAAAAAAGGAAAAAACGAGGAAGAUCCAGAAGCUGACAGUGGCGAUGAAACAGGUGAUAAAUUGGACAAAGUUGCAGAUAAAGAAGAAGAACAUGAUGUAGAUAGUAAAGCAAAUGAUAAGGAUAAGAAGAAGAAAGAUGAUACAAAAGCAUCAGAUGAUGAGCAAGAAGCCACCACAGAGCAGAUUAUUGAUGAAAGCUUGUUAGAUGAACAUAAUGACCAGUCAAGUUUGAAUAAGGGGGAAGAAAGCUUAGAAAAAAAUGAAGAUGAAACUUCCAAAGAUGACAACGGAAAAAAUGAUGCAAGUAGUGAAGAAAAUGAAAAAGAAAGUGCUAAUAACAAGAGUAAGGAGGAUGAAGAAAGUGAUGAUGAUGACAGUGGUACAAAGAAGAAAACAAAAAGUGGUGAAAAGAAAAAGAAGGUGGCUGAGAGUGAAGAUGAAAGUGAUAAUGAUACUGAGAACAAAGGAAAGGAAAAUGAUGAGGAGAACGAAAGUGAUGAUGAGAAGGAAAAUAAGAAAAAGAAAAGUGAUUCGGAUGAAGAAGAUAGUGACGAGGCAAAGAAGAAAGAGAAGAAAAAAUGGAGAAACGAUAAAUUAUUGAGAGAAAAAAUUGACAGUACGGAUUCAGAAGAAGAAACAAAAAAGUUUACCAAUAAGAAAAAAAAGAAAGAAAAGAACAACUCCGACAGUGAUGACGACGAGCCUGUUGUUAAGAAAACAACAAAAGGUAAGUCAAAACGCAAAGUUAAGAAACCUGUCCUAUCAGACUCUGAUGAGUCUGGCAAAGAAAAAAAAGAUAAAGAUAGUACUGAUGAUGAGAGUGAAGAAAAAUCUGAUUCCAGUAACGAUGAGGAUGAUAAAAAGAAAGAAGAAGAGGAAGAGUCCAAAAAAAAACCAAACAAAAGACGGAUCAAGCAAGUUAAAGAUAGCAGUAGUGAUGAAGACGAAGAUAAAUCAACGAGAAAACAUAUAAGAAAGGUAAUCGAUCGUUCGUCCCUGCAAGAAAGUACGAUAAAAGCUGAAGCGGAAGAAAAGAAAAGGAAAGCUCGUAUCGCCGAGAAACAAAAGAAAUACAACGCUAUCCUCGAAGACGUUCAAAACUCGAAAAUAGAACAACUGCUACUUGAGUAUGAUGAAAAAAAUAAGAAAGAUCUGCUACCAGUUCAUAAACAUUUCAUAUCGAAACUAAAACCUCAUCAGGCGAAUGGUGUGAGGUUUAUGUGGGAUGCCUGCUUCGAAUCUCUUGACAGGUGCGACAAGGAAGGAUCUGGGUGUAUAUUGGCUCAUUGUAUGGGCUUAGGAAAAACACUACAGGUAAUAACAUUAUCCCACACACUGUUGACACACAGUAAGAAAACAGGUGUGAGCAGAGUGAUGGUAGUAUGUCCGAUCAACACAGUACUGAACUGGAAGGCAGAAUUUAAACAGUGGGUGCCAAAAAACACUCCUUUUGAGGUGUAUGAGCUGACCAGCUGCAGGUUGAACUCUGAGCGACAGUACUAUAUCAAAGAAUGGUUCGACGAAGGUGGAGUACUAAUAAUAGGUUACACUAUGUUCAGAAUGUUGAGUAAUCCUGAUAAUAAGAAGAUUAGUAAAAAGAUCAGAGCCGUUUUUCAAGAAGGAUUAGUCAAUCCAGGACCUGAUUUGGUAGUGUGUGAUGAAGGUCAUCUACUGAAAAACGAAAAAACCAAUCUCAGUAUUGCCAUGAACAGAAUUAGAACAAAAAGAAGAAUCGUAUUGACAGGCACACCAUUACAAAAUAAUCUUAAGGAAUAUUGGUGCAUGGUACAAUUUAUCAAGCCCAACCUUUUAGGAACAUACAAGGAGUAUCUCAAUAGGUUUGUGAAUCCUAUAACAAACGGUCAAUAUACAGACUCUACACAGCAUGAUAUAGUCAUAAUGAGAAAACGUUCUCAUGUAUUGCACAAAUUGCUAGAUGGCGUUGUGCAACGACGAGAUUAUUCGGUGUUAGAGCCUUAUCUGCCACCUAAACAUGAGUUUGUUUUGUUUGUUAAAUUGAGCGAAGUACAAGUUAAGAUUUACAAGCAUUAUAUGGAAAGGUACGCCCGACGAGGCGACGGCGUCAGCAACAAAACUUCAUUCCUAUUCACCGACUUCCAAAACUUGCAGCGCAUCUGCACGCACCCGCGCGCCUUAGGCGACAGGAACUACGACAAGUCGAACAAGGACUAUGACGACGAAGAGUCUGAGGGCUCAUUGAAAGACUUCAUUGAUGAUGAUGGCGCAACACCGUCAUCUUCGUCCGAUUCCUCUUCGGAAUCUGGUUCGGACUCGAGAGGAUCCAAGUCGGGUAGCGAUAAAGACGGCAAGUCUAAGAAAAAGUACCAGCAAAGAAGUAGAGUUACCAGGGCGCUCGCUGCUCAAAGGAGAGAAAAUAACGAGGAUAGUGACCCUGAACUAGAAGAGAUUAAAGAAGUUAAAAAAGAAUGGUGGCAAGAAUUCUGUGACGACGAAGGAUUAGAAAACAUUAAUAACAGUGGUAAAUUGUUCCUACUUUUCCAAAUUCUCAAAGAAUGCGAGGAAAUAGGAGAUAAAGUUUUGGUGUUUUCUCAAUCUUUGUUCACAUUAAAUUGUAUAGAAUACUUUUUGGAAAAGGUAGACGAAGCAACACAGAAUGGAGAAACUGAAAAAAUUGGUGGACUUAGCGGGUCCUGGGCUUUAGGUUUGGACUACUUCCGCUUAGAUGGUUCGUCCAGUUGUGAUAAUAGGGCCACAUGGUGCAAUUCCUUCAACGAUCCUGAGAAUACGAGAGCUCGGCUGUUCUUGAUCUCCACAAAAGCUGGCGGAUUGGGUAUAAAUCUUGUAGCAGCGAACAGAGUGAUCAUUUUUGAUGUCUCCUGGAAUCCUUCUCAUGAUAUCCAGAGUAUAUACAGGGUAUACCGAUUCGGCCAAACAAAACCAUGUUAUAUCUAUAGAUUUGUGACAUUUGGAGCCAUGGAAAUGAAAAUCUAUGAGCGACAAGUUACCAAGCAAGCUAUUUCUAAAAGGGUUAUUGACGAACAACAAAUUGACAGGCAUUACAAUCAGAACGACCUCCAAGAAUUAUACAAGUGCGAAGUGGAGCCUGAAGAAGAUCGUCCCAUCCCAUUGGUACCAAAGGAUGUUCUUCUGGGAGAACUCCUCCAGAAACUCGAUAAGACCAUAUACAAAUAUCACAUGCACCAAUCGUUGUUGGAAAACAAGACCGACGAGGGCUUGAACGAGGAGGAACGAAAAGCUGCAUGGGAGGAGUUUGAAAGCGAGAAGGUCCUGAGGAAGACAACUUCGACCUGGAACGCAAUGGGAGCCAGCAUGGGUCUGCCUCAACUUCCAAUGAACGCCCAAACCAUAGCAGCUGCCUUAACUAACAUAGUUAGAAAGGACAAUCCUGGUUGGAACGAGGUCCAAAUAAAGGGAAUCAUCCCGGCACUUGUGCGACAGCUCCAGGUUCAAAUGUCCGAAAAUGACAUGUCGAUGUACACAAGGGUCUUACAGGAGAUCGAAGUUAUGCAGGCUGCCAUGCGUAAUCAAAUGACAGAAGCCAUGUAUCAGCAACACGUGAUGCGGGCCAUGCAAGAGCAGCAGAGGAGAAAUAUGAUGAUGGGUAUUCCUCAACGUGCUGCAUUCCCAGGUAACAUCAUCAAUACGAGUCAUCUACAAAACUACUUGCAGAGACCAGCCGCGCCAGCUAGUACAAGUAACAACGUCGUUAUCGAAUUGAACGAUUGAUCUUAAGUUUCGCUUGGAGUAAGUUGAUUUGAUAUAUACACACACAUAUUUUUAAAGAGUUAAAAACCGGAUUCACAUUUUCUACUUGUUUGUUCUAUCUAUGAUUUUGUAUUUAUAUGAUAAUAUUUAGUAGUCGUUGUUUUGUAAAUGUCUAAAAGAGAUUCAAAAUUAUUUGACAUAAUUGUAUUUCACAUUAUUUAUUAAAAAGAAAAAGAAAAC
Messenger RNA from Acanthoscelides obtectus, 6197 nucleotides. The record is from the annotation of a GenBank genome assembly. Lineage: Eukaryota; Metazoa; Arthropoda; Insecta; Coleoptera; Chrysomelidae.